GGAGGUUACACAAUUCGGUCCGAAAAAAGAGAGAGAGAGAGGGAGAGAGAGAGUUUCUGGUUUCCAGUUUUGAAGGAAAGUAACCGACAAAGACAAAACUGCAAUUUAUUAUUUCAUCAUGGAAGGAUUUGAUUUUUCUUCGAUGACCAGACCAGAAUUGUUUGAAUUUGAAGGCAUUUCUAUGGUGCAUUACUUCACUGAUGACUGGGAAAAUGUUCAAAACUUUCAGGCAAGACCAGACGACAUCCUCGUUGCUACUUACCCCAAAGCAGGCACUACGUGGGUUUCGUACAUCUUAGACUUGCUUUAUUUUGGCAAUACAGCACCAGAGCGUCAGACCUCAAUACCCAUCUACUUGCGAGUGCCUUUCCUAGAGGCUGUUAUUCCUUCCCUGCGUACAGGGGUUGAACUAGCAAACAAUUUACCCACCACACCACGACUCAUUAAAACUCAUCUACCUGUUCAGCUGGUGCCCAAGUCCUUCUGGGAACAGAAUUGCAGGGUUAUCUAUGUAGCUCGAAAUGCCAAAGACAAUGCCGUAUCUUAUUUCCACUUUGACCGCAUGAAUCAUGCAGAACCUGACCCAGGAGAUUGGAGCAAUUUUCUACAAAUGUUCAUGGAUGGAAAGAAUGUGUUUGGACCUUGGUAUGAUCAUGUGCGUGGUUACUGGAAGAAGAAGCAGACCUACUCCAAUCUUCACUACAUGUUUUUUGAGGAUAUGGUGGAGAACACAGACCGUGAGGUGGAGAAUCUGUGCUCUUUCCUUGGUUUAACUACAUCAUCAGAAGAGAGAGAGAGAAUUACAAAAAAUGUCCACUUUGAUGCCAUGAAGCAAAACAGGAUGACCAACUACUCCACAAUUCCAGUCAUGAAUUUUUCCGUUUCACCAUUUAUGCUAAAGAUGUGUUUGGACCUUGGUAUGAUCAUGUGCGUGGUUACUGGAAGAAGAAGCAGACCUACUCCAAUCUUCACUACAUGUUUUUUGAGGAUAUGGUGGAGAACACAGACCGUGAGGUGGAGAAUCUGUGCUCUUUCCUUGGUUUAACUACAUCAUCAGAAGAGAGAGAGAGAAUUACAAAAAAUGUCCACUUUGAUGCCAUGAAGCAAAACAGGAUGACCAACUACUCCACAAUUCCAGUCAUGAAUUUUUCCGUUUCACCAUUUAUGCGCAAA
Molecule: messenger RNA, 1173 nt
Organism: Silurus meridionalis
Lineage: Eukaryota; Metazoa; Chordata; Actinopteri; Siluriformes; Siluridae
Product: cytosolic sulfotransferase 3-like
Exons: 9
Coding region: 119-1045 (308 amino acids)
Biological process (GO): sulfation
Cellular component (GO): cytoplasm
Molecular function (GO): sulfotransferase activity
Source: RefSeq, a predicted model, not a curated record